Molecule: messenger RNA, 2592 nt
Organism: Heteronotia binoei (common prickly gecko)
Lineage: Eukaryota; Metazoa; Chordata; Lepidosauria; Squamata; Gekkonidae
Gene: CYTH4
Product: cytohesin 4
Exons: 13
Coding region: 167-1354 (395 amino acids)
Biological process (GO): regulation of ARF protein signal transduction
Molecular function (GO): guanyl-nucleotide exchange factor activity
Source: RefSeq, a predicted model, not a curated record
AUGAGGAGGAACCUAGAGGAAAAGGAGGAGUCACAAACCAGAGCAGAUCUCUUGAGCUGCUGCCUCCUGGUUAGUUAUGAUUGCACUGAAGUCACUUUAAUUCUGAAGAAGUAAAGAGGAAGUGAACCCGGCAGCUACACUACAUCUGCGGCCGUCGUGAGACUUCAUGAUGGAUGUUUGUCCCACCAGGUCAUCUGAUUUGAGUGAGACUGAAAAGGCUGAGAUCGAGGUAAUCAAACAACACAAGACAGAACUGCUGGAGGAUAUUCAGAAGCUAAAAGAUGAGAUUGCUGAAGUAUUUGCUGAGAUAGAUCGUUUCCAGCAGUCACAGUCCAGCAAACUAAUCCAGAGGGAUAAAAUUCUGUCCGCAGGGAGGAAGAAAUUUAACAUGGACCCAACUAAGGGGCUCCAGUAUCUGACAGAGCACAAAGUGUUGUCCUCAGAUGUGCAAGAAAUUGCCCAAUUCCUUUACAAAGGGGAAGGCCUCAACAAGACAGCCAUUGGAGAUUAUCUGGGACAGAGGGAUCCACUGAACCUCCAGGUUCUUCAAGCCUUUGUUGAGUGUCACCAAUUUGCCAACCUCAACCUAGUGCAAGCACUCAGACAGUUCCUGUGGAGCUUCCGGUUGCCUGGAGAGGCACAGAAAAUUGACCGCAUGAUGGAAGCUUUUGCCAACUGGUAUUGUCAGUGCAAUCCAGGGGUUUUCCAGUCAACAGACACCUGCUACAUCCUCUCCUUCUCCAUCAUAAUGUUGAACACCAGCCUGCAUAACCCAAAUGUCAAAGACAAGCCCCCCUUUGAGAGGUUCGUGUCUAUGAACAGAGGCAUCAAUGAUGGAGCAGACCUACAGGAACCACUCCUGAGGAUUUUGUUUGACAGCAUCAAGAACGAACCAUUUUCCAUCCCUGAGGAUGAUGGGAAUGAUCUCACCCACACUUUCUUCAACCCCAGCCGGGAAGGCUGGCUCCUUAAACUAGGGGGCAGAGUGAAGACUUGGAAACGGCGCUGGUUCAUUUUAACUGAUAACUGCUUGUACUAUUUUGAAUUCACCACGGAUAAGGAACCUCUAGGGAUUAUUCCCUUGGAAAACCUUUCUGUUCGGAAAGUAGAUGACCUGAAGAAACCAAACUGUUUUGAGCUUUUUCAUGCAAACUGCAAGGGGCAGAAGAUCAAAGCCUGCAAAACUGAUGGGGAUGGAAAGGUAGUUGAAGGCAAGCACCAGUCUUACAAGAUCUCAGCAGCCUUGCCAGAGGAGCGUGACCUAUGGAUUGAAGCAAUAAGAACCAGCAUUACUCGAGACCCCUUCUAUGACCUAGUCGCAGCUCGCAAGAAAAAGAUUGCCAGCAAAAAAUGAUCCUUUCCCUGCCAUCUUGCUUUCCUAAUAUUUCACUUCAAGAAAACGACUUCCUUGGAGCUCUCCCAUUUAUACCACAAUUUCCUGUCUGAAACAGGAAUAAGACUGAUAGGGCUGGUGAACUGGACCUCAUCUUUCCAUUCUCAAGGUCAGAAUCUGCACACCAUUUUCAGGAAUUAUGGCUCUCUCAUGUCUGCACAGAACAAACGUUAGCCAACUUCCGAACUUCCCCUGACAUUUUUAUGCAUCGUACUAAACAGGGACAGAUGCUUGCGAUUCCUUGAUCACGGUUCUGGGUCUAUAUUAGCAGUUCAGUUGAAGCCCAGGAAAGAAAUGCCACUGCUGUGACUUUAUAUUUAAAGAACUGAGACAAGAAGACCAGCGUGUCUACCAAUGGUUGGCCAUUAAAUGCCCUAACGAGGCAGGACAAACCUGCUUACAUGGAAUCUUCUCCAGCUGGUUGCUCUGGGGUCUCCUAAAUAAUGAUUCAGAUCUGAGUGUUGCCUAGCAGGUGGGAAUGAAGGAAUUCAAAGGACAGUGGUCACCUGAAGGGAUGAAGGGACCCAGUGCCCUGUGGUAGGGUUUGACAAGAGGAAGCACUUCUGUACAAUUGGCUUGUAGAGCUUGGACCAUAAUUAUUCUGAACGUGUGAACUGCUGCCAACCAAGGCCAUUUUAAUGCUGAAGUGUGGGUUCUCAGGGCAGCAGCUUCCAGCCAUCCUGGCUCUAAAAUGAUACUUUAGGGAGCAGGCAGUUCUUACGUUCUCUGAGCUGGCUGCCGCAUCAGUGCUGGAACAGACGAGAAAAAGUAGUUAGUAUAGGGAUUAGUGAUACACUUAGAGGACAGUCCCAUACAGAGGAUCAAGAACCGAGCUUUGGUCUGGGAGGCUUGCAUUCAAGCUUCAUUUCUGCUCCAGCUCACGCCGAGUCCUCAGACAACUCAUUCCCUACUGGCCGGCUUCAGUUUCUCAUCUGUGAAAUGUGCAUUAAAAAAUAUCCUGCGUCACUGGGAGCAAACAUAACUGUUCUGUAAAGCUCUUUGUGAAGAAAUGCUAUGUAAAUGAUAAAUUUUUUUUGAGGGGGGGGAGAAAUAGUUGGCGGAGAAUGGUAGAAAAAUGUUUUGAAAAAAUCAAACGCAAAUGGAUGCAAAAAUGUCUAAUGCAUCAACACACACGCUCAAAGCCAAAAGGAUGGACAACUGCCAAUGUUUAAAAAACAAUAAAAAUGUGGAGAAAAACA